CCCUCAACUAAAUCUCCCAGCGACUUCACCAACAACACGUUGGGGGUAUGCAAUCCGCCUUGCUUUGUUCCUCCCGUUUCUGACCGUGGUCUCUAUCUAAUUCGCUGGUGCCAAGCGCGGUUCAGCUCAAGAUGGCUUGUACUUGAAUUUGAUUGGGAGGUCCCUUUCCCAGUGCAAGAGGAGUCACAUUCGUCUUCUCCGUUGUACCAUUGGUUCAAUGGCAAACAUGUGGUUUUACCUCUUGCUAUUAGUUUCCAUCCAGAACAUUGGAGGAACUCAAUCAGAUUCAACAUAUUUAAUUGGGCUUGGGAGCUAUGACAUAACAGGACCUGCAGCUGAUGUCAAUAUGAUGGGAUAUGCUAAUGCUGAACAGAUUGCUUCUGGUGUCCAUUUCAGACUGAAGGCCCGGGCAUUUAUUGUUGCAGAGCCAGGAGGGAAUCGUGUAGUUUUUGUGAAUCUUGAUGCAUGCAUGGCAUCUCAGCUUGUGACGAUCAAAGUCCUUGAGAGACUAAAGUCAAGGUAUGGGGACAUGUACAAUGACAAAAAUGUAGCCAUCAGUGGGAUUCACACUCAUGCUGGUCCUGGGGGUUACCUCCAAUAUGUUGUGUAUAUUGUAACAUCUCUUGGAUUUGUAAGGCAAUCAUUUGAUGUCAUUGUCGAUGGCAUCGAGAAAAGCAUCAUAGAAGCCCAUGAAAAUCUCCGUCCAGGAAAUAUCUUUGUCAACAAUGGAGAACUCUUGGAUGCUAGCAUAAAUCGCAGUCCUAGUGCCUACCUUAAUAAUCCUGAUGCAGAGCGAAGCAAAUUCAAGUAUGAUGUUGACAAAGAAAUGACUUUAUUGAAGUUUGUAGAUGAUGAAUGGGGUCCCAUUGGGAGUUUUAACUGGUUUGCGACUCAUGGUACUUCAAUGAGUCGUACAAACUCCUUGAUAAGUGGCGACAACAAAGGAGCUGCUGCACGUUUUAUGGAGGACUGGGCAGAGCAAACGGGUUAUGCUAAAGGAAGUGACAUUGUCACUAGCGUUAGACAUAGUUCACUUCAUCGAAGGGUUUCAAUGAUAAUUCCUCAACCACAUGAGAACUUUCAUAAGUUAAGGCAGCUGGCAUCCUCUUUCCUGGCAUCAGGUGGAAGGCAUUUAGCAAGCUCUGAAAGUGUGUCACAACGUGUCCGAAAUGGGCAAGAUGGCAAACCAAAAUUUGUAUCUGCCUUUUGUCAAUCAAACUGUGGAGAUGUGAGUCCAAAUGUGCUCGGGACUUUCUGCAUAGAUACUGGACUUCCUUGUGAUUUCAAUCACAGUACCUGCAACGGGAAGAAUGAACUUUGCUAUGGACGAGGCCCAGGAUACCCAGAUGAAUUUGAAAGCACCAGGAUCAUUGGUGAUAGGCAAUUCACGAAGGCUGUUGAACUCUUCGAUAAGGCUUCUGAGCAGGUAAAAGGAAAAGUUGACUAUCGUCAGACCUACAUAGAUUUCUCAAAGCUUGAGGUCACACUUCUUUCAAGUGAUGGAGGCCAGGAAGUUGUUAAAACAUGUCCGGCAGCCAUGGGAUUUGCUUUUGCUGCAGGAACCACAGAUGGUCCUGGAGCGUUUGAUUUUAAGCAAGGGGAUGACAAGGGUAAUCCUUUCUGGAAACUGGUGAGAAAUUUGUUGAAAACACCUAGCAAGGAGCAAGUUGCUUGUCAACAGCCAAAGCCGAUCUUACUUGACACUGGUGAUAUGGAUCUACCAUAUGAUUGGGCGCCUGCGAUACUUCCAGUGCAGAUAAUCCGAAUAGGACAGGUGGUCAUCCUCUGUGUACCUGGAGAGUUUUCUACAAUGGCUGGGAGGCGCCUGCGAGAUGCUGUUAGAACAGUACUUACCAGUGAUGGCAAUGGCGAAUUUGAUAGUAAUGUUCACAUUGUUAUUGCUGGUCUAUCAAACACAUACUCUCAAUAUGUGACAACAUAUGAUGAGUACCUGAUCCAAAGAUAUGAGGGUGCAUCGACUUUGUACGGUCCCCACACACUCAAUGGUUACAUUCAGGAGUUCAAAAAGCUAGCGUCCGCUCUCCUGGAUGGCAAAAUCAUCGAAUCUGACUUGCAACCUCCUGAUCUCUUGGAUAAACAGAUCAGCUUUCUCCCUCCCGUCGUCAUGGACACAACUCCAUAUGGUGUCAAGUUUGGGGAUGUGGGCACCGAUGUUCCUGAAAACUCCACGUUCAGGCCAGGUGACAUGGUCACUGCAACAUUCUGGUCUGCUUGCCCCAGGAAUGACCUCCUGACCGAGGGCACAUUUUCGCUGGUGGAGAUCUUGGACGGCAGCAGUACUUGGGUUCCUGCAUACGACGACGACGAUUUCAGCUUGCGGUUCAAGUGGUCUAGACCUUCAAGGUUCAGUGCCCAUAGCCAUGCGACGAUAGAAUGGAGGAUCCCGGAAACAGUUGCUGCAGGUGUCUACCGACUAAGGCAUUUCGGCACAUCAAAGAGUUUGUUUGGGAAAAUUCGUCAUUUCACUGGCACAUCCCGUGCCUUUGUCGUGCUGUAGUCUCAUCGCCGGCUUCCACGUUGGACAUCAGUAUUGCAGGAACUCAAAUCACUUGCAGCCAUUGAAGUUAACACAUACUAUUUGCUACUCUUGUUUAUAAAAUCACAUCGGUGGCCUUCCGCAACUGAUCAUAUGAAUUCAACUAUCAGAGUGAUGAGUGCAUUACA
Molecule: messenger RNA, 2685 nt
Organism: Musa acuminata subsp. malaccensis (wild Malaysian banana)
Lineage: Eukaryota; Viridiplantae; Streptophyta; Magnoliopsida; Zingiberales; Musaceae
Product: neutral ceramidase
Biological process (GO): long-chain fatty acid biosynthetic process; ceramide catabolic process; sphingosine biosynthetic process
Cellular component (GO): extracellular region
Molecular function (GO): N-acylsphingosine amidohydrolase activity
Source: RefSeq, a predicted model, not a curated record